Ostreococcus lucimarinus CCE9901 is the source of this 207-nucleotide messenger RNA. RefSeq lists its product with no specific name. Gene Ontology annotation, biological process: protein folding. The transcript has a single exon. Gene Ontology annotation, cellular component: endoplasmic reticulum. The annotation marks the transcript as partial. Gene Ontology annotation, molecular function: protein disulfide isomerase activity. NCBI's taxonomy places the organism in Eukaryota, Viridiplantae, Chlorophyta, Mamiellophyceae, Mamiellales, Bathycoccaceae. The record is from RefSeq and is a predicted model, not a curated record.
GUCGUGGUUGAGUUCUACGCCAAAUGGUGUGGACAUUGCCAAGCUUUUGAGAAGGAUUACGAGCAAAUCGGCGCGCACUAUUUUCGCGAGCGGCGCGCGAAGAAUCGUCGCGUUAAAAUAGCAAGAAUAGAUGUCGACAACGCUCGACCAGCGGCGAUCAAGUACAACAUCACCGGAUUGCCCACUUUACAGUUGUUCCCUCGCGGG